AUGGAUUCCUCAAAUCUCUUCGAUGUCAAGGGCAAAAUUAUCCUCAUUACUGGUGGUGCGAAAGGUGUUGGCCGUAUGAUAUCUGAGGGGUUCGUCACCAACGGUGCUACUGUUUAUAUCACCGGCCGUGAUGUCCCUGCGUGCGACAAAGCGGUCAAGGAGCUGAAUGCUUUAGCGAAGGGAAAAGCUGUUAGCUUGCCGGCGAAUCUAUACAAUGAGGAGGAGUGCAAAAAGCUGUUUGAUGAGUUUUUCGAAGAGAGAAAAACAGCCGGCCUACACCAUCUCAGCCGUGUCCUAGCAAACCACCUUGGAAGACGGAAUAUAACGUCUAACACGCUGGCCUGCGGGCCGUUCGAAAGUAAGAUGAUGGCUGCGACCCUAAAGAAAUACAAGGAUGUGAUCGAAUCUGGCGUUCCAUUGGGUCGCAUUGGAACUCCAGAGGAUGUUGCCGGAGCAUGUCUUUUUCUCAGCAGCAGAGCUGGAUCAUAUGUUAAUGGCGCCACGAUUACGCUUGAUGGAGGCAGUAUCAUCAAUGCAAAGAUGUAG
Histoplasma mississippiense is the source of this 546-nucleotide messenger RNA. RefSeq lists its product as hypothetical. The record is from RefSeq and is a predicted model, not a curated record. Bases 1 to 546 code for a protein of 181 amino acids. The transcript has 4 exons. Lineage: Eukaryota; Fungi; Ascomycota; Eurotiomycetes; Onygenales; Ajellomycetaceae.